Molecule: messenger RNA, 1010 nt
Organism: Tachyglossus aculeatus (Australian echidna)
Lineage: Eukaryota; Metazoa; Chordata; Mammalia; Monotremata; Tachyglossidae
Gene: LAT2
Product: linker for activation of T cells family member 2
Exons: 14
Coding region: 98-826 (242 amino acids)
Biological process (GO): B cell receptor signaling pathway; calcium-mediated signaling; B cell activation
Cellular component (GO): plasma membrane
Source: RefSeq, a predicted model, not a curated record
GCUGAGCAGGUUGGAGCAGGAUGGGGAGGCCGGAGUGACCCCCGCCCCGCUGCGGGAGAGGGACCAGGCCGGCCCGCCGGACGGACGUCGGGGAGAAAUGUCCCCCGCGGAGCUGCUGGUGGCUGGGGCAUCGUUGCUGUUGGUCGGUGCACUGGCCGGCCUGUGUGUCUGCUGUUCCCGCCCGGGUCAGAACAAGCAAAAGAAAGUUUAUCAGCAGAGGACUCUACCCCCAGAUCACGAACAUCAGUCCCCUGGCUCAGCCCCACAGUCCGUCCAGCCCGGGACUCUGUCUCCGACAGCAGCACCAGGACUCUUGGAGGAACCGUGUGCUGGUUGCCCUUCAGGGCGCCCGCCCUCAUGGAGAGAGGAGCACCAGAGUUUCACCGUCAUGCGAGCCUGUUCCACAGUGGCAGCUUUAAGGCCCGGGCUCAUGGACAGGCUGGAGAUCCCCACGGAGAACAGGAAAGGCGAGGAGCUGUGCACAGUCUCUGCUGUGAAGGAUGCGGUGGAACCCAGGUACCAGAACUUCAGGAAGAAGACCGGACGGGAAUCGGAGGCUUCUUACGUGGACCCAAUCGCCUCGGACUAUUACAACUGCGAGGGGUUCCAGCGGCCGCCACCCGAUGAAGAUGGCGAUUCCAACUCAUAUGAAAACGUUCUGAUCUGUCAGGGAAGAAGCUCAAACUUGGGCUUGGAGGACUUGGACGACUAUCAGAACGUGUUGCCCAGAGAGACUUCUGGGAGUCCGGGCGAUGACUCCAGUGAGCCGGAUUACGUGAACGAGCCCGUCACUGCAACUGGCAGAGGAGGCCCGCGGGUGAAGUGACGCACGCCCGGUCAGGACCGGCCCGGCUCGGCUCGGCCCCAUCGCUCUUUCCGGUCCCCGGCUGGCGACCCCGGCGGACCCUUCUGGCCGGCCCGAGGUCCCAGAGGCCGGGGUCCGGGCAACGGCUCCCCUGGCAGGCCCCACGUGUACAGUUAUUUAUAAAGGUGCCAGGGCCCCCUGAGGU